GCCAAAUCUCCUGAGCCUAGGCCUACUGCUGUCAGCAUCUCUGAGACCUCUCUCACCUGAGAAUUACCAGGUCUGACAACACUUUCCCUCCAGCCUACAGUGAGGGAUGUCAACAAAGCUACAGAAAACUCACAUUCUGUAGACUUACAAGCUGUGCAGCUGGGCAGGAACCUUACAAUCUCCAUCCUUAGGGAAGGUUCAGAAAUACAGAUAAACGGGGUGAAAACUCAGAUAAGCCGAGCCUGAUAUAUACAAAAGCCUUCAGAUAGUCUCCUCACAGAAGAGCCCAAUUAAGUCCACAUAAUUAGUCCACACAUCUAGAUUAGGUAUAGGCAAAAUGAGCCUUUUCUCCGUCUAUGAAAACAGAGCAAAAGACUGAUAUAAUACUCUAAAAGAUUCUUGUUCUAAUAACAGUACUAUAAAGCAGUUUCACCCAUAUUUAUUUUAAUCAGUAUAAAAGUAGGAGUGUGGAAAAUAAAACAUUGCUUGUAUUUUUAAAAAUUGAUUAAGAAGCUCUGAUAAAACCUAUUGGAGGGGCGAUUGCUGUGCUGAAAGAUAGAGAGGGUGUUGCAAUUGUCAAAUAGCAUCACCAUUUUCUGCUUGUGUGCUAUUGCCUUAGCUCUGAGAGUGAUUGGUUUUUACCAGAUUGUUAGAACACGUCCAAUAGAUUUAGAGACAGUCUAAGUGACUGUGAAAUGCCUCAAGGGCAGUAGAAAUCAAAUAGAAACACAUACCAACUCAAGUCUUGAGUGACGAUGGAGGCGCAUUUUAAAUACCAUGGAAAUCUCACUGGGCGUGCCCAUUUUCCCACUCUGGCAACAGAGGUUGAUACCUCUUCAGACAAGUAUUCCAACCUGUACAUGUAUGUGGGCUUAUUCCUGAGCCUCCUGGCCAUUCUCCUCAUCCUGCUCUUCACAAUGCUCCUUCGGCUCAAACAUGUCAUCUCGCCCAUCAACUCUGACAGCACAGAAAGUGUUCCUCAGUUCACAGAUGUAGAGAUGCAGAGUCGAAUCCCCACUCCCUAAAGCCAGGAUGAAGGUGAGCUUUAGUGGAUCUGGGUAAACCCUUAUAUAUGGAUGUCCAGGAGAGCUUGCUUUCUUGCAUGAAGCUUCCCAUGUAGGGAAUCCACAAGUUGUUCACUUAACAGCAAGCUGUUCAUGUUUUCUUUGUGUUAUUCUUCAUCUUUACUCUGCUUGUGGGCUAUCUAAAACGUUUAAGACUCACUCUGAAAGGAAUAUAGGAAAAGACAGCUGGUUGGGAGGGCUGGUUUCCAUAGUAACCAAACAGUGCCUGGGCCUUGCACAAACCUCAGACCACAGAAAUUCAUGCGCAGUGGUUGUAAGAAGCACAGGGUCCCUGGAAGCUCCAAAAACAAACAAAGAUUUGCUUUUGAAAGGGCUGAUCCUUCAAAGAGGAUAUCCCAAGAAAAGGACAAGUUCUAAUUUAGUGUUUUGAUCCUAGAGAAUCACCUCUAUACAAAGUUAAAUAAUGUCAGAAGUUAAUGGAAGACAAGCCCUUUCCCUAAACAGCAGUGAUUUGAUCAUCUUAGGCAAUCCGGUUUGUUUCAAAUGAAAGAAGAGAUUUAAAGAAACUGUUUCAGUUUAGAGAGCAAGUUUUCAGAAAGAAGUUUCUAGUAAACAAACUCAACUAGAGAGAGAAAAAUGUGCAUAUUAUAUCCAUAUUAAUUCUAUUCAUGCAGCUUCUUUGUCUUUUUCUCUCUCCCUCUCACACUCUAGGAUAGAGUUGCACACAAAUAUCAGCUUUGUUUAAAAGGUGCCUUUGCAAACAAGACUCAACUGUACUUUAGAGCAGAAAUAAAAUGAUGUUGGUAUUCUGUUGUUGAAUAUGGCUUUGGACAAAACAUUCAAGCCUUCUGAGUCCCAGGGUUUUUGUGCUGA
Messenger RNA from Gorilla gorilla gorilla (western lowland gorilla), 1898 nucleotides. RefSeq names its product serine rich and transmembrane domain containing 2 (gene SERTM2). Bases 756 to 1025 code for a protein of 89 amino acids. The record is from RefSeq and is a predicted model, not a curated record. Gene Ontology annotation, cellular component: intracellular membrane-bounded organelle. Lineage: Eukaryota; Metazoa; Chordata; Mammalia; Primates; Hominidae. The transcript has a single exon.